UAAUUUUUGAGACUUCUUUCAAAACAUAAAAAAAUAAUCUAUAAAUACACACAUGUUCAGUAUCAAUACUGUUUGUUUUUAUUUAUUUAUUUAUUUAUUUAUUGCAUUAAAGGUUACAAAUUUCAGCUUCAAGCUCCCAGUCUGCCAAUCAAAUGGGGGCCAUUCUGACUUUAGUGGAGCCAGUGGUUAUCAUCAAUAAACUGGGGACAUCCUUCUUUGAGAUGGCACUUACACAGACCGUGUACAACCAGUCACUGAAGGCAACUGCAGGAGACAGUGAUCGGGCACAGGCAUUAUCCUCACGCUUUCUUCUUAUUCAGAGUGUGUUGUCCUCUUUGGCGGCUAUGUUGUCCAUUAUACCACUGAGCCGCAUGGCAGAAUGUCAUGGACCUAAAGUCUUCCUGGUGGCCUCUCAAAUGGGUUCAGUUUUGGGCAUGUUUACUCUAGUCAUCUUCAUGUACUGUGCAGUUCCUCUGGAGAUUCUGUACUUGGGUUCUGUGCUGCAUGGUUUGAGCGGAGGCGGGCCGAUGUUCUGGGCCGGGGUGGCGGCUUUGGCGUCUCUGAGCUCGGAGCAGGGCAAACGCACUCUUAAACUCAACAUUGUGGACUUCUGUUUUGGGGUCGCAGGGGUCGUGGGCGGUCUCCUGUCUGGAUAUCUGUAUCAGAUGGGACCAUCAGUUCUCCUCCUGACAGCAAUUCUAGUCAGUGUUGUGGCAUUACUGUACUCUGUGUUUGCCCUCACUGACUCGAGACGUUCCCUAUCCGAGAGUGAGCCACUGCUGGCUGAAUCUCAAACUGGGAAAAAGAUGGAUCGAAUCUCUGUAGGCAUGCUGAUGACAGCCAUGGUGUUGUUCAUUCUAGGCAUGGUUGGGGCAGAAAAUGUGCUCCAGCUGUAUGUGCUGAAGCCCCCGCUGAGCUGGGACUCAGUUUGGGCCGGAUAUGGCAGUGCCACCACCAGCGCCAUGUACCUGAGCAGUUUCAUAGGGGUCCUGGGUCUGUUCAGAUUGUUGGGAGACACAACCCUCACUCUACUGGGUAUUGUGUCCAACUGUACUGGGAUGGCAAUCAUGGCAUUCGCUGUAGAAAGCUGGGUCUACUUCCUAGCUAGAGGAAUCAUGAUGUUUGCCUGCGUUCCCAUGCCAACACUGCGAGCCAUGCUGUCCAAGAAUCUGCAUCCUCAGCAAUAUGGGCGAGUUUUCGGGCUGCUCCAGCUGGUUCUAGCUGUGACUGAUCUCUUGUCCAAUGUCUUUUUUACCUCCAUUUACCCACUAACUCUGGGCUGGUUCAGUGGCUUCUGCUUUCUCCUCUCCUGUGCUAUCAGUUACAUCAGUGCUGUCCCACUCAUUUAUCAAAGUGGCAGAAACUUGAGACCUGGAUCCAUUUGAGAUGUUGAACACUUUACAUGAAAAUGUGUCUGUUCCUAUUUUGAUUCAGUACUACAAAGCCCCUAAUGUAAUGAGAAGAAUAGGAUACAAAUUUUAUUUCAGCGCUUUUGUGUUUGCUUACUCGCAAAACUUUUGCAUUGCCAGAGAACAUUUGCAAUCACUCACAAAACCUUUGUGUUCUCACAAAAACUAUUGCAAUUCCUGAGAAAAUGUGUGUUUGUUCACAAAACUUCUGCAUUCUUUCCAAAAAAACAUUGAAUUCCCUGAUAAAUUUUGCAUUUGCUCUCGCAAACUGUCUGUUCUCUCGCAAAAGUACCGCAUUACCAGAGAAACUCUGUGUUUGCACACAAAACUUUUGCAUUAGCUCACAAGACCUUUCCGUACUCUCACUAAAAUAUUGCAUGCCCACGGAAAAUUUGAAUGCUUUUGCAUUUGCUUGCAAAUCUUUUGUGUACUCUGAAAAUGAUUUUCCAAUUUUUUUUUCUCACCAAAGUUUCAGAUCCUCUUACAAAAGAUUUGUUCACUCACAAGAUGUUUGCAUUGUACUUUUUACAAAAAAAGUAAUUUCCCUGUGAAUCUUUAAGUUAACUUGCAAAAGCACUGAAUGUUUUUCCUUCACUGAAAGCUAAAUUUUUUUUCUCCCACCUUAUGUUAUUUCCAUAACUAGCAUUUGGACAUUUGUUCUUGCGGGACACAUUAUUUGGUAAUAUAAGUAUUUUUAUUGUGGAAAUAGUUAUAGGUGUUAUUAUAAAAUACUAUUAGCAUUUUAGGACUGACACAUGAAGUGUCUAUCAGGGAAAAUUAUUAUUAUUAUUAUUAUUUUAUGUUGGAGAGCACCAUUGCAUAUGGUUUUGUAUUGC
Carassius auratus (goldfish) is the source of this 2245-nucleotide messenger RNA. Its product is annotated as thymic stromal cotransporter homolog. Gene Ontology annotation, biological process: transmembrane transport. The coding region runs from base 153 to 1385 and encodes 410 amino acids. The record is from RefSeq and is a predicted model, not a curated record. NCBI's taxonomy places the organism in Eukaryota, Metazoa, Chordata, Actinopteri, Cypriniformes, Cyprinidae. Gene Ontology annotation, cellular component: membrane. The transcript has 4 exons. Gene Ontology annotation, molecular function: transmembrane transporter activity.